Hermetia illucens (black soldier fly) is the source of this 6527-nucleotide messenger RNA. RefSeq lists its product as uncharacterized. NCBI's taxonomy places the organism in Eukaryota, Metazoa, Arthropoda, Insecta, Diptera, Stratiomyidae. Gene Ontology annotation, cellular component: membrane. The coding region runs from base 265 to 1092 and encodes 275 amino acids. The transcript is spliced from 5 exons. The record is from RefSeq and is a predicted model, not a curated record.
AUUUGUUCUAUUCUAUCCUUGCAAUGCUCGUGCGCAGAAAUGAUGGUCCAUUGAGUUUUCUCCAGUUCCCGCAAGGAACAUAUUCCUCUGGCAUUUACUGCAAUUUGGUUCGCUGUGUAGGUCGCAAUAAAAUCGUGCACUUAUUGUUUAGAAGGAUAAUCUGUUCAGUUGUGCCCGUUUGAACUUUUCGUUUACAACAAGUGUAGGUGGAGCACUGGAAACGGGCGAUUGACUUUCAUUCAUUUCCUCAGUGAAAAUCGAAGUAUGGCCAACCAAACAUAUUUUCUGGGAAUUUAUGUGGGGAUGAUGGUUCUCCUCGCCGUGCAAGGACUUCACUUAGAAGGUCUCUCGACGAAGAAGCCAAGGAUAGGGAAGGCUUCAACGAAAAAUGUGCCUGCGGCAACGUUGUCACCAUCGAGCACGUCUCUGUAUCGGGUGAAUAACUCGCUUGGGAACGCAUGCAUUUUGAUAAGGACUGAUGGCCUACUUAGCAUUAAAUAUCGUAAUAAGCUUAAGGAUGAUAUCGAGGCGGACGUUUUCCUUCCGGAUUAUCCUGAAUUAACAGGUGACUGCGUGCAGGAGGAUUUUGAAAGUUUAACGAUGAGCUUCAAGGGAUUCACGCUGAAAAUGUAUUUCCGAAAGACGCCUGGUGGGGAACGCUGGUAUAUCAGCAACGUGGAUCUGUUCUAUUCAUCAUCAAAUAAAAUCUUUGAACACAUCGACCGGCCAGGCCUUGAUGUUAAACUAACAACCCCUCCACACAGUUCAAUGCUCUUCCCAACGCCCGUUGGAAAAUCCUACACAUGUGACAAAGAGCAAGUCGUUACUAUGUUUUCAUCGGAUCGGAGUGAUAUGUCAGGACAUAUAGCCAAAUUAUAUCUUCGAGAACUGAAAAUGCAAUGUUUCAUGUUCAAAGAUACUAACCAGUGGGGGCCGACAUUCCAGUGUAGCGCGACUGGAACUUAUCGUGAUGAAGCUGCUCCUUUAGCUGUUGGAAUUACCCUAGCCGUUGCCGUUCUAGCAACUGUAGGUGGUUACGGAGCAUGGAGAUAUUUCAAAAUCAAAAAAGUCCAAUAUGGCACUAUGGAGUAAAGCGUUUCAGUUUAAGUUAGCUUACUAGGUAAAACCAUAUUUUAAUUAAUUGAGACGAUGUAAAUAGAUAUUAUGUUACUUUUAUGAUGCAGAAAAACUGAACUAAGGGAAUAUGUGGGUGAAGCAAGUGUUGUUCCUUGAAAAUUAGUCAAAACGGUCGCCAAAGGGCAGGUUCAUGAUGUCACAACUCCUUCUCUUUUGCUUGGACCUAAAAUAUUCUCUUGUUCAGACCCGUUGCAGUAUUAUCGCAAAACUAGGAUAAUAUACCAUAAAGUAGCGAAAGUGAAACAAAACUAACAAAACAUAUCCUCUACGAGUAAUCCAGUACAUGUAUCGUGUUAGCUGUAGAUAUUUUUACCAACACCCUCUAAGUUUUUUAGUUAAAAAGAAGACCCGGUGUUUGCGAUCCAGUUAGAGAGGGAAUCAUAGCCUGCCUUCCAAAAUAAUUCAAGGAAUCCUCUGGUAUGCGAAUAAAAUCGAAUAUUGUUGAGUUUAUUUAUAACAGAAAAAAAGCUAGCCAAGAUACUGUUUCUACUGUGUUUUGAUGUUGUGUUCGCUGCUGUCGAUGAUCUUUGCUAUUUCAUCGGCCUGCUGGCCGGAUCCACAUCCUUUAAAAAUUUCUUCCACCCUACUACUUCAUAACACCAUUAAUAUUAUAUGUUCUAUAACUUAUAAUGACUAUAACUAUAAUAUUUUCUGCAUUUUAUUUCUUCGUUAUCGCUAUUCUGCUAUGUUGAUUUUAGGGUCAGCUGAGUGUAGGGUUUCGACGGUUGAUGAAUUGUGGUAUUUGGCAUGGGGUGGAUGAGAAAAGCAUCUAGAGAACUAGUUUGCGUGGGUGGAAAAAAGAAACGUAGGCAGGGAAAUUUUUGAUUUAGGCAUCGAUGACGAUAUAAUUGUCAACAGCCCGCAACAAAACCAAACCACUUUGCAGUAUUUCAUUCGAAGCGAGGCCGGGGUAGCAAACGCCUUCAUCUUUUAUGAUGUAAAAACAAAUAUAACUCAUCACUGUUAGGAGGGUUGUAGAGAUAUUCCUAUCCUCUUUUCUAUGCUAUAAUUACAAUAGGCAGGUAGAAAAACCCAGUACCUCCAUUUUUUUCGGCAAAGAGGUACCAAGGUAUUAAUCGGAUCUCAAUCUCAAUCUCAAUCGGAUCUAAUGAUGGGAAAACCUUCCCGAAAUUGAUGAAGAGUGGGUGGAAUGGGGUCUAAAUUUUACAUUCUGCGCCAUAAUGAUCCGAAGGAUGUUAGUGCACAUGAGGAUCGAGAGUCGAAAGUAGCUUGCCCUUCAUCAACCAGGCAAGUCAACGACGAUGUGACAGACGACGUGGAAUCUUGUCUUCGAAGGAUAUUAGAACACUGUGAUAUACGUUUACAAUAUAAGUUUUACCGCCACGAAUAAGACCUUUCACUGCAUCAGCUUAUUAUUCUAAACACGAAGAUCCCUGAAACCGUCACAGAUUCCUAGGAAAAGUGGAAAUAGUUGGUCUGCAGGGGUUUCAGGUUGCAGUUUUGCUGAGAGAUCGGUAAAUACCAAUAUAAUUCCUUACACGCAUGUUACGAUGGUUUGCCAUUUCAUCAACGACUUGUUUGAACAUUAAUAACUUGAAAACUACUACUUUUAAGAAAAAUGUUUAUUAUUAUUUUUUCAAAAAAGCAAAAAAGCUGACUGACGGUUUCGUCCAGGGCAGAGGCAACUCAUCAGACGCUGCCUCACCUCUGCCCCCAGAUGAGAGGUGCAACACUCCUCCGGGAGAGAGGCACUAUAUAACUUUUAUUUCCUAUGCCACCCUCUACCGUCACCCAAAAUUUCAUACCAGUCGGUCAGGACUGAAAGAAGUCCCACCCGAUUUUCAGCUUUAAUGACUGGACUAAAAGAAAAAUCUCUCAUCUGCAUAUAUUCGUCAAUCCGGCUUAACGUUUCCACAAUCGGCCAGGUGUUAUAGUGUACUUUUGGUACAUAGUCGGAAACGUGAAAGGAUAGGUGCCUCUGGCUUAUUUUUGAAGUUUCUUGCCGUCCGAUUAGCGAGAAAGUUUUUCCUACUACUAAACGAUUACUGAUCAUGAAGGCGUCACUGUUGUAAUUACGUUUAACAACUCCGUGUCCUCCUAUUACUUUCUCGAGGAAGGUAUUGUGAGAGUCCAUCUGGACAUUUAGAUCACUCAUUACGAUCAUAAUGGCAUCUUAAGGAAGCCUCUUCUGGACUGUGUGCAGUUUUUCAUACAAGACGUCCCUGUUUUCUGUUGUUCCUGGAAGGAUAUCCCGCGGUUCAAAUCCUGUCAGAAAAUAGUUUCCUGGUCAAGGAGGGCGCUUUGGGGAACGUUGCAAUCUUCUCAAGAUUUUUAAGAAGCUUCACCGGAGAGAGGAAUCAAUUUCUAGAGUCAAACCAUUUUACUUCGCUCAGGAGUGUUCUGUGCCUUCCCUCUCCCCCUCCCCCCAUCGUGUUAUGGUGGACCUAGAGGUGUAUUUUUAUCUGCUGUGUGGUUAAAAUUCCGUUAGCGAUUAGGGUUUCAAAAAAGCAGCUUGCUAGUCCGAAAAUAUAAUUUAGCCGCUUCUUUCGACAAGAAGGAAAUACUUCGAAAGAAUUCAAGUCUACCAUUCAAAAGGGAGUCGCUAUAUCAGUGGAAAAUUUUCUUUUAAGCGGGCUUGGGCUUUCAUCUAAGGAUCGAAAACGCUUUUCAAAAAAGUAAAGGAUUUUAUUGAAUUAUUGAAUAAUUCAUUUGCGUUCCAAUAUCGUCAGAGCUUGCAUGGCCACUUGUGGCAUAGCAUAGAGAAAUCGUCCACUGCAGGGAGGGGAGGAGACGAUUCAAUAUUUGGAUGAUAGAUUAGUGUAGAUCAUACCCUCUAAUAUGAGUCCUUCUCAUUAUGUUCGCAACAAUAUUCUGGUCUAGCUUAGGCUGACUCGCAGAGUCCUCAUCCCUGAGCAAAAUCGCGAACAAUAGAGCAUGACAUAUCCUGGGUCCUCAGGUAUGCAAUCACAUACAGGACCAAAGGGAGAAUCGUCUACCGUGAAUCGGUACAGACACUUCCUGUAACCACCACUCUCUGAUAGAGAUCGCUUCAGGUGGUAUUUAAUUUCACGAUGUCGUUAAAGAGUGCACACUUCAAUACAGGGAAUCCCAGUGACCCAUCUAUAGGUCAUCCCAUCCUUGCUGCCACUUUUUGACUGACUUUCGCCUUGGCACUACAAUGUUCGGUAUUUCGUAUCCUUUUCAAGUAUUAUCACUUUUCUUUUCUUGUAUCUCACUUGCCAGAAUAUGCAUUGGAACCAUUAAAGCAACAAUAUACGUUGUAUCGCCUGAGAUUGUUGUGAAGGUGCAGCACAUCCUCAGCGCUACUAAACGUUUCAUAAUAUUUACUCUCCACCAAUUGCUCUCAAAAGUAGUGCUUCCUCCCAGAUCGGUGCUGUGUAUAUCAGGACUCCGGUCAUGAACCUCCAAUGUCGGGCAUCCGUGCUAGCGAUACGCUGGUAUUUGUUGCUUUCUCACAGGCAUACAUCAGUUGUACCAUGAAAUUUAUCUUCGCUAUUUAAAGUGAUAGUGAUGGAGGAAUAUUAAUUAUAUUAUAUAUUAAUCGUAUUUCUUCUCCUACGGUUGGUAAUCAACACCACCUUUGACUUCUAUUCCGCACCACCACCUUUGACUUCUUCUUCAACCUCGAUCAACUCCACCCAAGUUUUAAGGGGCUGGUGCGUACACUUUCACAUUUUCACGAUUUUUGUCGCUACGAUAACCACAGGUACAGGAAUCACAAGGAUCCCACUGUACAUCACGUUCCACGGGAGAAGACCCAAUACUGAGUCCCGUGGUCCUCCUGCUGCAUAUCGUAUUGAGUCCUUACCGAGUGGCUUAGCUAAGUAAAUAGGGACAUCCGCUUUAAUCCAAUCUUACAACGCUAGCAUUUAUUAGAGAAUAUCGCACAGCGAAACAGCUUCAAAAUCGCGUCUGUGGUAUCGAUCGUUGAAACAGUAUGACGAAAGGAAACCGUAUAGACGAAAAUAUAUUAUGAAUGACGCUUUCAUAUUUAUAAGGCAAAUCGGGUGGUAUAAUGAUUAGUCGCCCGGUUGCUUAUAAGGCUUUGGGAGCAAAAUUAGUUUCUACCUGUGCUACCGAAUGGGGCGAAUAGAGCCAAAUGGCGAAACCGAUCACGACGAGCCGACCCCGCUUGUGAACGGGAGAAAGGCUCGAGAAAAAGAAGAAGAAGUUACACCCAUUGACACGAAAUUUGGUGAAAACGUUGGAACUAGAUACUCCCACGCAUGCAAUGAAUUACAACUUUCAAUAUCGAAUUUGAGAGAGAGUAUUGUAUUUUUUUGGCUAAAUUCAAAUCACCACUAUAUGUAAUAAGUCUCGCCCUCAAAAUCCAUCCCGCAGAAAAACUCUUAUUCAACAAAUGUAGAAUUCUUAUAAACUUUUCAGCAGCAUGGUCCAACAGGAAUACAAAUUCUAAAUCGCACAUGUCCCUAUCAAACUCUUGAGUCUUCUUUUCAACGGGAAAACUAAGUAGAACUGCUCAGCACGCAAUUUUCCGUAUAACCGACUUGAACUUUUUUAUUUCCAAUCAGAGGUCUAUACUAUAUCGUCUCAUCGUAAUUUUUUUAUCUUUACCACUUGAUUCCCAAAUUAUUUUCUAAUCAGCACCUAUUGCUUCAUAUAUAAAUCACACGGAAAUUUAAGCUGAUAAGCUGCUUGCCUUUGCACAUAAUCGCACACUUUUCAGGCAAAAUACGCUAAAAGAAAAUAUAAAGCUAACACAAAAUUCAAUAAAUUCUACAUAAUUUUAAAUCGAUUGUAAUUAAAUAAUUUACGAAUGCGUAAAAUUAUAUUCCUAACAUACUUUGCUAUUUUUCAAGGGAUUUUUGAAACUUUAUCAUGGGUAAGAGGUGGGGAGUAAUUAUAUAUUUAACAAUUAAUUACUAAAAUGAUACUUACUGUUAAAAUGUCUUCCAUAUUUUGAAUCCAGAAUGAAAAAUGCAAAAUACAAAAAAUAUAAUUAUUGAGUAACGUUAAGUUUGUGUGAAAAAAGUUAGAAGAGAAUAAACGAGACAAAUUGAACAAAUUCAAUUAAACUAAUGAAUUAUUGAAACGUACAUAUGUAUAUCAAAUUAUAGCGCCAAAGUACUUAUAUUUUAGAGAGGAGAAAAGAUUAAAGAUUAUACUCGUACAUUAAAUGUAACAAAUUCCUCUAUGAAACUGACACAUUCAUUUGAACCAAACGUAUUUAUGGAUUUUUAUAGAAAUAUACUAACUCAACCCAGUUUACUUUUCAUUAAGAGUUAAGAUUUCUGAUUUUUUCAUUUUGUGUAAUGUCCUUGAGUAACACAAAAUUCAAGUACGUUUCUUUUCUGAAAGUAUUUAACCCAUGAAGUGACUGUGUAUUGAUCUAUAAUGCGUUUAAGAGUACUAAUAAAAUAAAAGUUUGACGAUUAUAUUAGACGAUA